Diceros bicornis minor is the source of this 4245-nucleotide messenger RNA. It is a transcript of the gene PDE10A, whose product is annotated as phosphodiesterase 10A. The record is from RefSeq and is a predicted model, not a curated record. Gene Ontology annotation, molecular function: 3',5'-cGMP-stimulated cyclic-nucleotide phosphodiesterase activity; protein binding. Bases 1 to 3219 code for a protein of 1072 amino acids. Gene Ontology annotation, biological process: negative regulation of receptor guanylyl cyclase signaling pathway; signal transduction. NCBI's taxonomy places the organism in Eukaryota, Metazoa, Chordata, Mammalia, Perissodactyla, Rhinocerotidae. The transcript is spliced from 22 exons.
AUGGACAGCCCCGAAGAGCCGCUUGCACCCCGCCCCCAGGCCCCCCUGCCAGCGUCCAGAGACGAGCCGGGUUCCAGCGCCGGCAAACUCCGCCCGGAGCCCAGGCGCAGCGCUGCCGGUGGGGGGAGCGCAGCGAGCCCGGGCCCGGCCCCCGGGCGGCCUGGCCGCGGCCGGACCGAGCGCGCCGCGCCCCCGCGCCCGCCCCUCUCCUCCGCAGGCCGCGCCAGCCCCGCGGGGGGCCCUGGCGCCCUGUCUGCGCUCGGCGGCGGCGGUUGGGUCGCGGCACGCGCUCCCUUCUCUCUCGCCUUCUCCUCCCCCGUCCCCUCCUCCUCUCCAUCUUCCUUUUACUUCUGGCCGCCGCCCCCCCCGCCCCCUCCUUCUCUGCUCCCCUCCUCUUCUGCCUUUCACCUCCCCGUGCGUCUCCCAGGAAGGGAGGGCGCGGCGGCGGCGGCGGCAGCGGCUCGAGGAGGCGGCGGCGAUGCUGGCGGAGGAGGAAGAGGAGGACAAGAGGCAGCUCCCUUGAGCGUCCCCCCCAGCAGUAGUCACCGCGGCGGCGGUGGCAGCGGCGGGCGGCGGCGGCUCUUUCUCUCCCCUGCGCUUCAGGGUUUGCUGCUCCCAGCCCGCGCCGGGCCCCGGCCGCCGCCGCCGCCCCGGCUCGCGCUCGGCCCGGCCGCGCGCCGCGGGGGCUCCCCCGGCUUCCCGGGCGCCGGCGGGGGCUGCCCUGGCCCCGGCCCCGGCCCCAGCCCAGGCGGCGGGGGCCGAACUCCGAGGCGGCCGCGAGGCGCCGGCUUCGCCCUCGCCGCCGCGUCCUCGCUGCUCUUCGGCUCCGACAUGGAAGAUGGACCUUCUAAUAAUUCGAGCUGCUUCCGAAGAUUGACGGAGUGUUUCAUGAGCCCCAAUUUGACGGAUGAAAAAGUGAAGGCCUAUCUUUCUCUUCACCCCCAGGUAUUAGAUGAAUUUGUAUCUGAAAGUGUUAGUGCAGAGACUGUAGAAAAAUGGCUGAAGAGGAAAAACAACAAACCAGAAGAUGAAUCGGCUCCUAAGGAAGUCAGCAGGUACCAAGAUACGAAUAUGCAGGGAGUUGUGUAUGAACUAAACAGCUAUAUAGAACAACGGUUGGAUACGGGAGGAGACAACCAGCUACUCCUCUAUGAAUUGAGUAGCAUCAUUAAAAUAGCCACAAAAGCUGAUGGAUUUGCACUGUAUUUCCUUGGAGAGUGCAAUAACAGCCUAUGUGUGUUCACCCCACCUGGAAUCAAGGAAGGAAAACCCCAGCUGAUCCCUGCUGGGCCCAUUGCCCAGGGCACCACUAUCUCUGCUUACGUGGCCAAGUCCAGAAAAACGUUGCUAGUAGAAGACAUCCUUGGGGAUGAGAGAUUUCCAAGAGGUACUGGACUGGAAUCAGGGACUCGUAUCCAGUCUGUUCUUUGUUUACCAAUUGUCACUGCGAUUGGUGAUUUGAUCGGUAUCCUUGAGCUGUAUCGGCACUGGGGCAAAGAAGCCUUUUGUCUCAGUCAUCAGGAGGUCGCAACAGCAAAUCUUGCCUGGGCUUCAGUAGCAAUACAUCAGGUGCAGGUAUGCAGAGGCCUUGCCAAACAGACUGAACUGAAUGACUUUCUACUCGACGUAUCAAAAACAUAUUUUGAUAACAUAGUCGCAAUAGAUUCUCUACUUGAACACAUAAUGAUAUAUGCAAAAAACCUGGUGAAUGCCGAUCGUUGUGCACUUUUCCAGGUGGACCAUAAGAACAAGGAGUUAUACUCAGACCUCUUUGAUAUCGGGGAGGAAAAAGAAGGCAAGCCCAUCUUCAAGAAGACCAAAGAAAUAAGAUUUUCAAUUGAGAAAGGGAUUGCUGGCCAAGUAGCAAGAACAGGGGAAGUCCUGAACAUUCCGGAUGCCUAUGCGGACCCACGCUUUAACAGAGAAGUAGACUUGUACACGGGCUACACCACCCGGAAUAUCCUGUGCAUGCCCAUCGUGAGUCGAGGCAGCGUGAUCGGCGUGGUGCAGAUGGUGAACAAAAUCAGUGGCAGUGCCUUCUCCAAAACGGAUGAAAACAACUUCAAAAUGUUUGCCGUCUUUUGUGCUUUAGCCUUACACUGUGCCAAUAUGUAUCAUAGAAUCCGUCAUUCAGAGUGCAUUUAUCGGGUCACUAUGGAAAAGCUGUCCUAUCAUAGCAUUUGUACUGCAGAAGAAUGGCAGGGCCUCAUGAGUUUCAACCUUCCAGUGCGUCUCUGCAAAGAAAUUGAGUUAUUCCACUUUGACAUUGGUCCUUUUGAAAACAUGUGGCCUGGAAUUUUUGUCUAUAUGGUCCAUCGGUCCUGUGGGACAUCCUGCUUUGAGCUUGAAAAGUUGUGUCGUUUUAUUAUGUCUGUGAAGAAAAACUACCGUCGGGUUCCGUAUCACAACUGGAAGCAUGCAGUCACAGUGGCCCACUGCAUGUAUGCCAUACUCCAGAACAACCACGGGCUCUUCACCGACCUUGAGCGCAAAGGACUGCUGAUCGCGUGUCUGUGUCAUGACCUGGACCACAGAGGCUUCAGUAACAGCUACCUGCAGAAAUUCGAUCAUCCUCUUGCAGCUCUCUACUCCACUUCUACUAUGGAGCAGCAUCACUUCUCCCAGACGGUAUCCAUCCUCCAGUUGGAAGGGCACAAUAUCUUCUCCACCCUGAGCUCCAGUGAAUAUGAACAGGUGCUUGAAAUCAUCCGCAAAGCCAUCAUUGCCACGGACCUGGCUUUAUACUUUGGAAACAGGAAACAGUUGGAGGAGAUGUACCAGACUGGAUCGCUAAACCUUAAUAAUCAAUCACAUAGAGACCGUGUCAUUGGUUUGAUGAUGACUGCCUGUGAUUUAUGCUCAGUAACAAAACUGUGGCCAGUUACAAAAUUGACGGCAAAUGAUAUAUAUGCUGAAUUCUGGGCUGAGGGUGAUGAAAUGAAGAAGUUGGGAAUACAGCCUAUUCCUAUGAUGGACAGAGACAAGAAGGAUGAAGUCCCACAGGGCCAGCUUGGAUUCUACAACGCCGUAGCAAUUCCCUGCUACACUACCCUUACCCAGAUCUUCCCUCCCACAGAGCCCCUCCUUAAAGCGUGCAGGAAUAACCUCAGCCAGUGGGAGAAGGUGAUUCGAGGGGAGGAGAGUGCAGUGUGGAUCUCGUCCCAACCAGUGGCCCAGGGGACCUCUGAGAAGCUGCCUGUGAAGACAGAUGACUGCUGAUGAGCUGUCCCACCUAAAGAUGCUCGUCUAGCUUCUUUGACUUUUCUUCCUUUUGUUUUUGUGGGGGGAAACCUACACCUGGUACCUGGGAUGCAAACCUCUUCAAGAAGGUAACAUCGAGUCAAUAUGUCAAGCAGAUGACUCCCUGCCAGUCUCAUCUGUAAAGCAUCAUAGACAGUGGUCAACUAGGACCACCCCAUGACCAGAAAUCAGCUGUCCACAUGACUCCAUUGGACUUGUGAACUGGCCUUUUCUAAUAGGCUAAUUUGCUGAGGCCUUAAUGGAAACGGACAAAAAUUAUUCAGAAGGGGGUACUUUUCCAUUGUAUCUUUCUAGUGAGGGUUUAAAAUGGUACUAUUAUCAUAUUGUACUUUGGCUUUAACACCAAUGUUGCUUUGAUGUUGUUGGUUAUAAAUAGGAAUUUUUACACAUUACUGUUGUGAAUGUUCAUGUGUGACCUACUUGUAAUUAGCGUGAAUUGUAGCAGACAGCCUCAGGACACGUGUCAUCGAGGUUACGGAGUAAGAAGUGUCUUUCUGCAAUCAGUGAUGGAAAAUAGUCAGAUUCUUGUUUCAGAGCCUCAUGAAUUAAAAGUUAGGUGGACUAAAGUGUAUCCUUUAAGUUUAUACUAAAGGGCUUAGAUGAAUAAAUUUAACACUAAAGGAAGUAGAUAUUCUGUCCUCUGGAGAAAAGAUGCAGAUAUACAUCAUAAUAAAUUCAGAACUCUAAGUAUCAAUUCAAAAGAUAUCAAAGAAUAUUUUUAAAAUUUUUUUCUUCAUUGUAAUCUUGGCACAUUUACUAAACCCUUUGGAUAAAGAACAAAAUAAAAACAAAGCAUAUAAUUUUUUUUUAACAGAGAAGUCUUAUGGAUGUAAAAUGUGAAUUUUUAAUAAUGAUUCCUUUAUAUUUUCAUUUGGUGUCAUUACAAAAUUUUAGACUCACAUUCAAAAUGAAAGAUUUUUUUCCUGUAAAAUUAUUUAGUUAAAAUGCCAUACAUUUCUCUCAAAAUCAAAUUAAACCGUAAAA